Messenger RNA from Molossus molossus (Pallas's mastiff bat), 4180 nucleotides. RefSeq names its product family with sequence similarity 13 member A (gene FAM13A). Bases 56 to 3172 code for a protein of 1038 amino acids. The record is from RefSeq and is a predicted model, not a curated record. NCBI's taxonomy places the organism in Eukaryota, Metazoa, Chordata, Mammalia, Chiroptera, Molossidae. The transcript has 24 exons. Gene Ontology annotation, biological process: signal transduction.
UUUCGAAUCAAAGCAUAGCCACUGACUGGAAUUUCAGUGUGUUGCUGUCAUUUUGAUGUUUUCGUCUGGCCUGCAUCAGUUCUACCAGACACUUCCUGUGAGGAUGGGGGCAGGAGCUCUGGCCGUCUGCCAAAGUAAAGCAACAGUUCGGCUGAAAGAAGACAUGAAAAAGAUAGUGGCGGUGCCACUAAGUGAGCAGAGGGAGUCUACCUAUAAGAAGCUGUUUGGCGUCAGCCUCCAAGACCUUCAGCAGCAGGGACUCGCUGAGAAUGGCGUGCCCGCCGUAGUGGGGAAGAUAGUGGAGUACCUGACAAAGAACGGACUCACCCAGGAAGGCCUGUUCAGGGUGAAUGGCAACAUGAAGGUGGUGGAACGACUCCGGCUGCAGUUCGAGAGCGGAGUGCCCGUGGAGCUGGGGACAGAAGGCGACGUGUGCGCAGCCGCCAGUCUGCUGAAGCUCUUCCUCCGGGAGCUGCCCGACGGCGUGAUCCCCUCGGCCCUGCGUCCCCGCUUCGUCCGGCUCUUCCAGGAUGACAGAAAGGAUGCUCAGGAGAGUAGCUUAAGAGACUUAAUAAGAGAGCUGCCAGACACGCACUACUGCCUCCUCGCGUACCUCUGCCAGUUCUUGACAGAAGUAGCCAAGCACCAUGUGCAGAAUCGCAUGAAUGUGCACAAUCUCGCCACUGUAUUUGGGCCCAGUUGCUUUCAUGUGCCACCUGGGCUUGCAUGCAUGAAAGAACAAGACCUCUGCAACAAGAUAAUGGCUACGAUACUAGAAAAUUACAAUACCCUGUUUGAAGUAGAGUACACAGAAAAUGAUAACCAGAGGCGUGAAAACCGAAUGAAGCUUAUCAUAGUAAAAGAAGCCAGUUGUAAGAACUCCUUACCCAUCCUUCUAACAAAAGACAUAGAAAGAGAUAUGCAAAAACCAUCUCCAAAAGCCAAGAUCCCAAAGUCCAAGAGUGAGGGGUCUAUUCAAGUCCCCCGGGCACCACAGCCAGAGCUUCCUGAUGGUGUUCCCCAGGUCAGCCUGCGGCUCAGCCGUAGGAAACCCUGCUGGGAGGACAUGCACUCAGCUGAGGACGCGGGUGGAGCCAAGUUGGUGUCCAGUUCACAGGAAGAUGAAAGACCUCUGUCACCUUUCUGUUUGAGUGCCCGUGUAUCCCAAGUCGGCAGCGCUUCGGCAACAGGAGAACUCUUAGAAAGAACCAUCCGGUCGGCUGUAGAACAGCAUCUUUUUGAUGUGAAUAGCUCUGGAGGCCAAAGCUCAGAGGACUCAGAAUCUGGAUCCCCAGCUCCCUCCACUGCAUCGGCCAGACAGCGCCGCCGCCAGUCCAAAGAGCAGGAUGAAGUUCCACGUGGCAGGGACGUGGGACUUAUCAACAAAGAAAAUAUUCCUUCUGGGUUCACCAACCCUGAUGAUUGUAUUCUGAAUGCUCAGGACAUGGAAAGUUUACAUGAAAAUGCUUCUGGUUAUAUUGGAGAAAGGAGCAAACCUAAACGUCAGAAACCCAGUUCCAAACUUUCUGAUCUCAAUGAAAAUCAAGAUGAUCUUGUGAAUAUGGAAAGUCUCAAUUCCACACCAUCUCAUGAAAGGGCCAGACCCGCUGAUGUUGAACUGAUGUCCGAUGACAGCAAAGAAAAUGAAAAAGACAGUGGACACACCCAGCAUUUUGAGAGCCCCACGAUGAAGAUCCAGGAGCACCCCACCAUCCCUGACACCAAACUGCAGAGGACUCCCGAUGUCGAUGCCCAGCAGGAGAGCUUCGCCUCAGACGUGCCCCAGCUGGACCUGACCGCAUUGUGUGAUGAGAAGAGCUGGGCAGAACCCAGGCCCACCUUGUCCUCAUGGCAGCAGGAGAACAUGGACUCUGACGAUGCGCGCCUGUCCCCGCAGGCCGGGCGCCUCAUUCGCCAGCUUCUGGACGAGGACAGCGACCCCAUGCUGUCCCCUCGGUUCUACGCUUAUGGGCAGAGCAGGCAAUACCUGGAUGACACAGAAGUGCCUCCUUCUCCCCCAAAUUCUCAUUCUUUCAUGAGGCAGCGCAGCUCCUCGCUGGGGUCCUACGAUGACGAGCAUGAGGACCUGACACCUGCCCAGCUCACGCGAAGGAUUCAGAGCCUUAAAAAGAAGAUCCGAAAGUUUGAGGACAGAUUUGAAGAAGAGAGGAAGUACAGACCCUCCCACAGCGACAAAGCAGCCAAUCCAGAGGUUCUGAAGUGGACAAACGAGCUGGCCAAAUUCCGGAAACAACUGAAGGAGUCCAAACUAAAGAUAUCUGAAGAGGACCUCACCCCCCGGCUGCGGCAGCGAAGCAACACCCUCCCUAGGAGUUUCGGUUCCCAACUGGAAAGAGAAGAUGAGAAGAAGCAGGAGGUGGUAGAUAAAGAAAUGAAGCCCAGCAUUGAAGCCACGCUGGAGUCUAUCCAGCGGAAGCUCCAGGAGAAGCGGGCAGAAACCAGUCGCCCCGAGGACAUUAAGGACAUGACCAAAGACCAGAUUGCUAAUGAGAAGGUCGCUCUGCAGAAGGCUCUGUUGUAUUAUGAAGGCAUCCAUGGACGGCCGGUAACGAAGAAUGAACGUCAGGUUAUGAAGCCACUGUAUGACAGGUACCGGCUGGUCAAACAGAUCCUGUCCCGAGUGAACACCAUACCCAUCAUUGGUUCCCCCUCCAGCAAGCGGAGAAGCCCUUUGCUGCAGCCAAUUAUCGAGGGUGAAACUGCUUCCUUCUUCAAGGAGAUAAAGGAGGAAGAGGAGGGUUCAGAAGAUGAUAGCAACACAAAGCCAGACUUCAUGGUCACUCUGAAAACCGAUUUCAGUGCCCGCUGCUUUCUCGACCAAAUCGAAGAUGACGCUGAUGGGUUUAUUUCCCCAAUGGAUGAUAAAGUACCAUCAAAAUGCAGCCAUGACACCGAGCUCUCAAAUCUGCACGCUGCUUCAAUACCAGAACUCUUGGAACACCUUCAGGAAGUGAGAGAAGAAAAGAAGAGGAUUCGAAAGAAAAUCCGUGAUUUUGAAGACAAUUUCUUCAGACUAAACGGAAGAAAUGUCCAGAAGGAAGACCGAACUCCUAUGGCUGAAGAAUACAGCGAAUAUAAGCACAUAAAGGCGAAACUGAGGCUCUUGGAGGUGCUCAUCAGCAAGAGAGACACUGAUUCCAAGUCCAUGUAAGGGGGCAGCCCCAGCUCCAGCAAGGGGGGCUGGUGAUGCACCGUGAAUUUGCCUCCCCUGGUGAACAGCAGCUCUGCAGAAACUGCCAGGCAGCCUCAGAGCUGGACCUGCAAAGCGUGUAGCCCUUCUGCCUCCAGGCCUUUGGGAUCGGCUCAGGUUUCCAUUCCUGCCGCAGAAACCACCUAGAUGAAAGGCGGCAACUGGUCCUGAUUUAGGAACUUUGUAAGGGAAAGGCAAGGUUCCCACGCACGCGCACACACAACACUGGUGUGGAAGCAUCACUAACACUCCCGUGAUGAGUCACUACAUGGACACACACUCAUCUACAGAGAGUGCACUACUCUUCCAUGGGUAACUGAGAACCAGGAGGCCAUUCUCAGUGUAACUGGGCUGAAAACCAGCUCAGGACUUCGUAGAGCAAACUUGCUGUGCAGGUCCCUGUUCUCUUUGGACCCUGUAAAGGGGGAACAUGCAUUGGAGCCCUAUUUGCUGCCUUGGCCAUUCCUGUGACCUUUCCACAGAGCUGCGCCUUCCCCCACUCGUGUGAAUCGUUCCCUGUCAGCGCUCAGGUAGAUGGAAGCUGCGUCUGCCAGAAUGGCAGUGCAGACACCUCUUUGACAAUGUGCUUCUGCGAGACUUCCUCAGCUGGCAAGGAACUGUGCCCCUGCAGGACUGGAUCAUUGGCAGAGGACAGAGGGAAUAUAGCAGACGCUAUAUUCACGCUGAUUUUGAAAUCAGGGUACAAGGUGCGGAGCCUAAAGAAGUCUUUCCUGAACAUGGACUGCACUUACAAUCUCAGAUGUUAACGUCAGAUGCUGAGCGAGGCCAGCAUGCUAAGGCAGCCUGUUUGGGGCUCGGUGUCAUGUUGCCACCAGCCACAUGUAAAGGGCCUUGCUUAAUUCAUAGCUGAGGUGUAGAGCAUCGUGAGAGAGAGAGCACCUGUGUCCUCAGCCACCUGAGUACUUACCAGAGUGUAAAUUUUUUUUUUUUUUUUUUUUUUAAGUAAAC